Molecule: messenger RNA, 969 nt
Organism: Acyrthosiphon pisum (pea aphid)
Lineage: Eukaryota; Metazoa; Arthropoda; Insecta; Hemiptera; Aphididae
Product: GTP-binding protein Rheb-like
Biological process (GO): signal transduction
Cellular component (GO): membrane
Molecular function (GO): GTPase activity; GTP binding
Source: RefSeq, marked provisional
AUUAAUACAGUAAUACUACAAAGCCGUGUAGUAAAAUAUUGUGCGUAUAAUACCAUAAUCAUUAGGCAUAGUAUUCACUUUUCAGUAUAGAAGUUAUACUGUAUGGCAUGACACGGAUGAUUGAAUGAAGUGAUCGCAGUCUGAAAAAAAAUGCCGCCGAAACAAAGAAAAAUCGCCAUUAUGGGCUACCGUUCAGUCGGCAAGUCGUCGUUGAGCAUUCAGUUCGUUGAAGGUCAAUUUGUAGAUUCUUACGAUCCAACAAUUGAGAACACUUUUGUGAAAACAACUAAAGUUAACAAUCAAGAAUAUGACUUGAAAUUAGUCGAUACGGCCGGACAAGACGAGUACUCCAUAUUGCCGACACAAUAUUCUAUGGACAUUCAUGGAUACGUCUUGGUUUAUAGUAUCACAUCCCCGAAAUCUUUUGAAAUCAUUCAGAUAAUUUAUGAUAAAUUAUUAGACAUGACUGGCAAAGUACAUGUUCCAGUAGUGUUGGUAGGUAAUAAAAAAGAUUUGCAUAUGGAUCGUGUUGUUACACAAGAGGAAGGGCGGAAGUUAGCAGAUUCUUGGAAAGCUGUAUUUCUUGAAGCUUCGGCCAAGCAGAAUGAGGUAACAUCAAAAAAAUGUGUAGCUGAUAUAUUUCACACUAUGUUAAUGGAAAUUGAAAAAGCCAAUGGGAACACUGUUCAAGAAAAUAAUAAGUGCAGUAUAUCGUGAGAGUGCCACAUGUCUGUAAAUUAAAUUUUUUUUUUUCCAUACAUUUUUAUCUUAAUUUUUAUAACUAAUGUGAAAUGAAUAUGUAAAUUACAAUUGAAAUCAGAAACGAUGAUUGUUAAUUUAGUCGCAUAUUUUAUAAGUAAUUUUUAAUUUAAAGUGCAACUAAAAAUAUAUAUAUAUAUAUAUAUAUACAUAUAUUUUCUUCUAUCUUUAUGCUAAAUUAUUAUUUUACUUAAUAUAUUUUGUAACAUA